AUGGCCCAAAUUGCCUUGAGAAGAACAGCUGAAGUAGCAGAGAAAGAAAGUCCUAAAGCAGCACAGAUCCUGAAGAAAAGUACAUACAUGGAUGACAUUUGUUUCUCGACACCAACUGAGGAAGAAGCCAUUCAGCUUACUGAUGACAUCGACAAAGCUUUGGCUGAUGGAGGCUUCCACGUCAAGGGCUGGGUGACUAAUAAGAAUAUAAGACCCAGUAACCAGAACGAGAUGGAAUUGCUGAAUAAGUUGUCCAAUGAGAAUGUCUUAGGAGUUGUUUGGAACCAAAAUAACGAUUCAUUCUCGUACAAGUUAACCUCGGACAGGUCCAGUAGAGAAGAGAAAUCAUCCAACAACGAAGGAAAAUGGACAAAACGAAAAAUCCUGAGCCAAAUAGCAAGAGUCUUCGACCCACUUGGAUUUGUAUCACCCUUCAUUGUUCGAGCAAAGAUGGGAAUGCAAAGGCUUUGGGAGAAGGGAUACAAAUGGGAUGAAAGACUGCCAGAGGAACAACAGAAAUGGUGGAUAAAUUUCUUCAACGAAAUGAAAGAGCUGAGCGAGGCUAAACUUGACCGAGGCCUCACGCCGCCAAGAGCUAUUGACAAUCCAAUGUUGUGUGUGUUUUCAGAUGCAUCGGAGGCUGCCUUCGGGUGCUGCGCUUGGCUUAGGUGGCGGAUGGCGGACGGCAGUUUUGCUACAGGAUUUGUAGCAGCAGGGUCAGGAGUGGCCCCUUUGGGGAGGCUGACCGUUCCCCGAUUGGAGCUACAAGCUGCUCUGAUGGCGGCGGGGCUGUUUGUGGCAAUAAGGGGGGAGACGGCUUUGAGGUUGCUGGAGGCAGUCUUCAUGACAGACGGUCUCAUUGCUCUAGCAUGGAUCCGCAGUCGGUCCAGAAUGUGCAGGUCAUUCGUCUCAUCCAGAGUGGGAGGGAUCCGGAGUGCCUCCAGUCCGGAGAGCUGGAGAUACGUUCCCGGAAAAAUGAACCCUGCUGAUAAAAUCUCCAGAGGCUUAGCAGUCAGAGAUCUGAGUAAAGAAUGGGAACAUGGUCCUGAAUUCCUAUUCAAGCCUAUAGAUAACUGGCCAGAGGACAAAUCGCUCCCUGUACAACAAGGUGAUGAUGACAAGGAGAGGAGAAAGGUAAAGCAAGUUCUACAUACAACCUGUUCUGGUAUCAUUGGCUGUGAGAAGUAUUCGUCUUGGAGAAGACUCCUCAGAGUCACAGCUCAUGUGCAUCGAUUUGUCAAGAAUAUGAAGGCCAGAUGCAAGACGAAAGUUGACGAAGGACUGACUAGAGAAGAUGGUCCACUCACUGCAUCCGAGUUAAGUGUUGCUGAACUGUACUGGAUCAAGGAGGUACAGAAACCACUUCAUGAACGCUUGAGGUCUGGUGAAUUCAAGGUUCUAAGUCCAUUUCUCAGUGAAGGUAUCAUCAGAGUUGGAGGAAGAGUAGAUAAGAUCAAACGAUCGUACAUGUAUGAAGCAAGACAUCCAGCUCUUAUCCCUAAUGGCCAUCAUGUAGCUAAGCUUAUCACUCGCUACUAUCAUCAGCAAGGUCAUGCGGGAGUAGCUACAACAUCAGCUAAAGUCCGGACGAGAUACUGGAUUCCAGGAGUUCAACGUCUAGCCAAAUCUGAGAAGUACAGAUGUGUAACAUGUCGAGAGAUGGAGAAAAGAGCGGAAACUCAGUUUAUGUCAGAGCUACCUGCUGAAAGGAUGAUGCCUUUUACGCCACCAUUCUACGCUACAUCAUGUUACUACUUCGGACCGAUACCAGUGAGAAUAGGGCGUAACAAGACUGCGAAGUACUAUGGCAUCAUCUUCACAUGUCUGAACACCAGAUCAGUCCACUUAGAGGUUGCACCUGAUUGCUCGACUAUGGAGUUCCUGCAGGCUUUACGACGUUUUUUCGCAAUCCGUGGCCAACCUUCUUGCUUAAUCAGUGACAAUGGGAAGCAGUUCGUUGGAGCUGAGAGAGAGCUGCGAGAAAUGUUAGAGGGCUGGAGUGCAGAUGAGCUAAAGGAGUUCUGUGCUGAGAGGGGCACCGACUAG
Messenger RNA from Lytechinus pictus (painted urchin), 2046 nucleotides. RefSeq lists its product as uncharacterized. The transcript has a single exon. The record is from RefSeq and is a predicted model, not a curated record. The coding region runs from base 1 to 2046 and encodes 681 amino acids. NCBI's taxonomy places the organism in Eukaryota, Metazoa, Echinodermata, Echinoidea, Temnopleuroida, Toxopneustidae. Gene Ontology annotation, molecular function: nucleic acid binding. Gene Ontology annotation, biological process: DNA integration.